AUGGGCUUCUCUGCCGCCAACAAGCACAAGCCGCGCUUGUACGCAUGGUUCUCCAACAUAGCUCUUACUGGCAUCAUCGUGCAGGUUCUUUUCGCCUACAUGAACAAAGCCAACAUCGUCGUGUUCGCUCUUCGGCUCUUCUGCUACGUCUACGCAAG
Molecule: messenger RNA, 158 nt
Organism: Symbiodinium pilosum
Lineage: Eukaryota; Dinophyceae; Suessiales; Symbiodiniaceae
Source: the annotation of a GenBank genome assembly